AUGGCCUUCACGGCGGAUGGGGAGCCGGUGGCCUCGGAGUCCGAUGCCUUCUACUUCCCCUGGUCAGGAACCGAUGUGUCGCGGAGGGAGAUCUCUUGCAUACUUCCUGGCCAGCUUUACCUCACCAACUGCCGUGGCGUGGAGGACUUGUCGGCUCUGCAGGAGCUGGGCAUAACUCACGUCCUGUGCAUCAAUGAGCAGGAGAACCUGUUUCCUGACAAGUUGGUCUACUAUAACGUCUCCGAUGUCACGGAUGACCCAGAAAUGGCGGAGGCUCUCAAGGCCAAGUUCACCGACGCCUUCGACUUCAUCGAUGCCGCUAGCGCAGCAGGCCGCUGCGUCGUGCACUGCGCAGCUGGCAUCUCGCGCUCCAGCACGCUGGUCCUUGGCUACUUGAUUGCCAGGAAGGGGAUGACGCUGAGGCAGGCCUUCGUUCACACCAUCUGCCGGCGCCGGGUCAUCUGGCCGAACGACGGCUUCUGGGAGCGGCUGGUGGAGCUGGAGCGGGAGGCCUUGCAUCUGGAGGCGCCCUCGCUGCCCCUGCCUCUCUACCAGCAGUGGGCGGAGAUGACGGAGGAGGAUCACCGCAAGGCUGCGACCACAUUGGAUCGCGGGCCGUGA
This is a messenger RNA of Symbiodinium natans, 621 nucleotides long. The record is from the annotation of a GenBank genome assembly. NCBI's taxonomy places the organism in Eukaryota, Dinophyceae, Suessiales, Symbiodiniaceae.